UUUUAAGUCAUUGUUAAGUCAGAAUGAAUUGGAAAUAUUUUUUGGCGGCGCUCGCUGUGGUAGCUUUGAUCCCAUCAGGCGAGGCUAUGAUCCCAGCGUACUCAGUCUCAGCUCUCCGCCUAGCAUUUGACGAGAUCGCCACAGUCCUGCCCAUAGCCAACCAGCUCGCCUGUCUCCUCAUUCCAUUCCUCAUCAACCUCAUCAACAACUUAAACAACUUAUCCAACAUCGUUCAGAACUUAACCCCAGCCAUCCUCCCGUAUUUCGGCUGCACUUUGCCUCUUCUAUACGCAACUCUGACUGAUUUGGCUUCAGUUUUGUUCCUGUAUAUCAGCGUAUUGAUAUCGUUGUUCAGAUCGAAUGUGCUAGCUGCGCCUGGCUUGCUGAUUGGUCUUGUUUCUCAAGUAUUGAAUCUGGUGAUUGGGUUAUUGACAGGAUUGACUGACAGUACAGGUCUAUUGGGUAGUCUGAUCAAAUUGAUUACUAGCAUUUUGGUGGAAUUGGAAAAGCUCCUGCUCUGAACGAUGGCUAAAUUAUUAAAGUUAAUGCGUAUUUAAAUGU
Messenger RNA from Cydia splendana, 561 nucleotides. RefSeq lists its product as uncharacterized. Lineage: Eukaryota; Metazoa; Arthropoda; Insecta; Lepidoptera; Tortricidae. The record is from RefSeq and is a predicted model, not a curated record. The transcript has 2 exons. Bases 24 to 521 code for a protein of 165 amino acids.